Molecule: messenger RNA, 5519 nt
Organism: Acinonyx jubatus (cheetah)
Lineage: Eukaryota; Metazoa; Chordata; Mammalia; Carnivora; Felidae
Gene: ANKRD63
Product: ankyrin repeat domain 63
Exons: 1
Coding region: 995-2143 (382 amino acids)
Molecular function (GO): protein binding
Source: RefSeq, a predicted model, not a curated record
AGUUCUGCCCUCUUGGGGUCCCAUUUCCUUCCACCUGGACCGCUGGGGGCAGCAAGAAGCCCUCCGUCUUCCCCGACGGGUCCGAGGUCCCAAGUUUCUAAGGAGCCAGGAGCACCGACUCCGGUGGGGGCGGAGGGCGGGGAGACGAGGAAAGACGACUGUGACUUUGGGAUUGUUCUGGCCUGCUGCAUGUGGCCCCCAGCAGCAGCCGCCACCCCCGCCCCACAACUGCCGCCGCAGCCCCAGGGGAGCGCGGAGGAGGAGCCGCUCCCCGACUUCGUGGCCCACAAAGGGGUGGGGGUCAGGGGCGGUCUCCCCCGCCGCGUGCGUUCCUGCCCUGACGGCUCAGCCCGCUUCCAGGGCAGCCAUUGCCAUGGAGACCCCCGAGGCUAUAAAGCCAGGUGUGCAGGCUUGCGGCGGCUCCCGCGCCGCUGAGCCCCCCAAGUAAGGAGCAAGCGCCCCGGCGCGGCCCGGCCCCCGCGAGCGGGGAGGAGGCGGAGGAGCGGCGCCAGCAGCUUGAGGAGCGGCGCGCCCCGCCAGGGCUGGAGGCAGGCGCGCUCGGCGGGCGCCACCGUCUCAGCAGGGGAGCGGGGGCUGCCUCGGGUGCGGGUGAGUGGCGCGGCUCCAAGCCACAAGGGACGGAGGGGCACCGGACACGCGGAAAACAGCGGGACAGGCAGAAAGGGGCCGAGCUUUCGCUCUUGUAGUCUUGUAGCGGGCUAGGAGCAGAGCUCAGAGUAGCGAGCAACCUACACUUCCAGGCGGGAAGCUCAGGGAAGGAGCAGCGAGACGCCAGGCGUGCGGCUCAGGAGCGGCGGGGCAGCGGAAGCUGCGGGAGCAAAAGACUGGGAACAUCAGGACCCUCGGCUGCAGCCGCCCACGCGCGGAGAGAGCCAAACCAGAGCACCAGCGGGGCCCAGAGCCCGGCGGGGCGCGGGAACAGGGGCGCCCCCGUGCGGAGCUGCUGGGCCGCCUGGGAGCGGCGGCCGGGGUCAUGCUCAAGCCCAAGGACCUGUGCCCCCGAGCGGGUACGCGCACCUUCCUGGAGGCCAUGCAGGCGGGCAAAGUGCACCUGGCCCGCUUUGUGCUGGAUGCGCUGGACCGCAGCAUCAUCGACUGCCGCGCAGAGCAGGGCCGCACGCCGCUCAUGGUGGCAGUGGGCCUGCCGGACCCCGCGCUGCGCGCGCGCUUCGUGCGGCUACUGCUGGAGCAGGGUGCAGCAGUGAACCUGCGGGACGAGCGCGGCCGCACGGCACUCAGCCUGGCUUGCGAGCGCGGCCACCUGGACGCCGUGCAGCUGUUGGUGCAGUUCAGCGGCGACCCGGAGGCGGCCGACUCGGCGGGCAAUAGCCCAGUGAUGUGGGCAGCGGCGUGCGGCCAUGGGGCGGUGCUCGAGUUCUUGGUGCGCUCUUUCCGCCGCCUCGGCCUGCGCCUCGACCGCACCAACCGAGCGGGUCUCACCGCGCUGCAACUGGCCGCCGCCCGCGGCCACGGGACCUGCGUGCAAGCCCUCACCGGGCCCUGGGGCCGCGCAGCCGCCGCCGCCGCGGCCCGGGGCUCCAACUCCGAUAGCCCUCCUGGCCGUCCGGCUCCCGCGCCCAGCCCCGAGCGUCGACGACCCAGUCCUCGCCGCUUACCUCGGCCUCUCCUGGCGCGCUUUGCGCGAGCGGCCGGCGGCCACGGUCACGGUGGCGAGGCAGGGUCAGGGGGCAAGGGCUCUGGCCGGCACCGAGCGCAGGGCAGCGACAGGCCCGAGCUGGGCCGGAGCAUGAGCCUGGCGCUGGGUGCUGUAACCGAGGAGGAGGCGGCUCGACUGCGGGCAGGAGCCCUGAUGGCCCGACCACAGUCGCCCCAGUCUUCGGGGACCGGGAGGUGGCGUUCGCAGGAGGUGCUGGAGGGAGUGCCUCCGACCUUAGUGCAAGCCCCCAUUGGCCUUAGCCCCUACCCGGAGGGCGGCCCCGGCUCUGGCCGUUUGGGUUUGCGCCGACGCUCUACAGCUCCAGACAUCCCCAGCCUGGUCGGGGAGGCACCAGGGCCCGAGAGCGGCGCAGAGUUAGAGGCCAACGCUCUGCCCCAUUCGGGGCCUGGGCCUCAGCCUUGGCAGGCAGGCACAGAGGCCAUGGUGCUGCACUCUCAGCGGUAAACAGCAUGGAGGUUGAGCCCUGCUCCCCCUGCUCUUAAUGUCUCGCCUCCACUGGGAUUUCUCUCUUCCAGGUCCUUCAUUUAACUGGCAGUUUCCCGGCCUGUGAUCCAGAACCUGUCCCCCACUACCAAGGCAAGACCUUUACCAACCCUCUCUCUGAAAAGAGCCCCUAUUUUAUUUCUUUUUUGUGCUUGUUGGUAUUCCCUGCCUAGGUCUCUCGCCUUCCCUACAGCCUACCUUUCCUGUCCUGGAAGAGGAAGAGUAGAAGACUGGUUCCACAUGCUACAGCCCUCCAGCCAGGAAGAUGGACCCCCUACUCUGAGCCCUAAGGCUCAGUUCUGAGUCUUGCGGGACUCCUGCCCCGACACUUCCUCCUGGCCAGUCUCCCACACCCUAGUAGGCAGGCAGCUGAAGAGUUGACUUGUAGAACAAAGGCCUAGCCUCCCCGCUCUGCGUAGUGAUAAGACAGUAAUUCUGCACGUGACCUAAGUCUCCCUUCCUCUUAAGUGUUGGAGAAGGAGAGCAAGGAGACUGGCCUCUGAGCCCUUCUGGACAGGAGGGCUGAUUGUGAAGGAGUCUGAAGGUUACGUUUUUUCUGGGGAGAAACUUCUGCCUCGAGACAAUGAGAGCAUAUUUGGGGGUGGCAGAGGCCUUGGUGUUGAAUGCUGGUUGUCUGCUGAAACAGCUCCUGGGUGAUUCCAGCUCCCUGUGCCUCUGGCCGACCCAGGAUUCAACUUCAUUGAUGAUGGAGGGUCAUUGCCCCACACCAACCCCUACCCAGCCCAGCUCCCAGCACCUGAGCCAGCCUGUACUUCAGCUCGGGGGCAUUUGAGUUUUAUCUUUGAGGUCGUGUCCCUCGUGAUCCAGCCUUACUUCUGCUAACUGUUAGAGGCCUGAAAUGAAAGGACUUGGCACUUCCCCGCCCCCACCACCUCCCAGCUCCCCUGGUCCGGCAUGUGGGUGCCAUGUGGGUGCUCCCGCAGGGUGGAACGGUUGCGAAGGCUUGGCUUAAUUGUAUUUCUUCCAAUCCUCAAAGAACUCGUGUUUUGAGUCUUUGUAUAUGAAGCAGAAAGCAGCGGGUCUGAUCCGAGGCUUAAGAACCUGACAAUGUCUCUUUAAAUAGAAGCUCUGCGAGGGGGAUAAUUGACUGAAGUGUUUGCCACGUUGAACGGCGGCGCGAGGGAGUCGGGAAGCCCACACGAGCCGCAGGUCCGGGUUUAAAUUACAUCAAACUCUGGCGAGAGCUGGAAGGGGGCUGUUAAAGGGCUCCUGCUUCUCGCUGGGCUGUUAAUGGAGGGCAGGGCGGAUGGUAGAUGCUGGAGGUCGAGACCAAGGACCCCUGCCUCUGCCCCAGCGCGUGGGACGCAGGCCGGGCAAAGCUUCAUUACUGGCAGAUUAGUGAGUCAGAGGCAACCGUGGAGAGGUGGUUAAAAGCCCUUUUCCGGCGUGGUCCUUCCUCUCCUCCCCUCCCCUGCCUCCUCUUUGUGUUGGCCUAAGAGGGGGAUUCUAGGAGGUCGGGUGAACGCGUGCCCUAGGACCCUGCGGAAACCCUAGCACAGGCACCUGUGCGCCUAGCCCGCGUGAUGGCUGCGCUUGGGGGCUUUUUUUGUGAACCCCGAAGGUUGAGCGUGCAGCGCCUCACCCGUCUGAGGUGGGGGCUUUUCAAGGCGUCGAUCUAAAACGCCUUUGCAGAACGAAAGGUUUCUCACCAUAACUCUAAGGGGACUGUCCAGAGAGAAUGAUCUCUGCUGAGAAGUUGGGUCGGGGCGGGGGGAUGGGGAUGGGGUGAGUGGGCGUUGUAUAGAUGUCAGACACCUUCCCCAUCCUUCUGCCCCUCAAAAGUGCAGCCACCCCACUCCACCCCGCACUGGACGUGAUCUCUGGUGCCCCCUGGUGGCUACCGCUGCGCCUACCUCGCGGCGCCCUGGCUCGGAGUUGAGACUUUUUCUGGUUUCACUUGGGAUCACGGCAAUGUACUUCUCCCUCCGUGUGCAUUUACCCAUGGACUCCCCUUACUCUUGUAGUAUAUUAAAUCCGGAUACUUGAAGCCAUUUCCCAGCAGUGGAGUGAGGGACAGUAAACAAAAAACCCGGAUUUGGAGUAGCAGGAGCCCAGACCCUUCUUCACUAAGGACCCCAAGAUCUUCCAAAUUAAGGCUCCCAAGUCCAGAGAGUUCCUGCUCUCUUCUGAAAAACAGGGGCUUCCAACCCCUUCUUUAUAAUUUCUGAACCUUGGGACCUGCAUUGUUUUCUUCUGAUGAGAUUUGCUUUCGUUUUGGGUGUGUAUUGCCCUCCCCUCAUUCCUUUCUCCCCAGACAUCUGCCUCUCCUUAGUCCCACUGUCUGGGUGGUGGGUGAAGGAUACAGAAGCACCUGAAAAGCCAGGUGGAGAGGAUCUGGGGUGGGAUGGGGGAUAACUGGACAUCCCAAGCACAAACUCUUGCCCCCCCCGCCCCCCACUCCGGCCGAUCCCUGCUUGUUCACUUAUUCCCUUUCUGACUGUGUUUAAUUUCCACGGUGUUUUUAAUGGUGUAAGAAUACAAGUAUUUUGACCUUCAAAACACUGUAAGGUCUGGGGUGAACAUUAGGUUGAUGGUGCUGUCAUCUUUCAAAUGUUGCUGACCUGUGGCUUUCUGGUUGAAUGUCACCCUGGGCCUUCCUUAUUGAGUAAACAAUCACGAGGGCUCCUCUCCACGGAGGUGCCAAGGGCUUGGUGGUUGAAAGUAUUGUUUCUAAAAGACCACAGCAGAUCUUUCCUGUCUGCAAUGAACUGUGUGUGACUGACUUUCUGUUCUUGCAGAUUACUUACUAGUCCCAGCUCUGUGCAAAACUUCUACAUCUCAGCACAUUUUGCUCUCCUGCACUUCCUUCUCUUUGUCAGCCCCCAGGCAUUGAGGCUGGGGUCCUCUCUAGCUCGCUCACUUUAGAAGAGACCUUUCUAAACAGUUUUCUUUUCCAAUCCUUGUUGCUUUCAUCGUUGUGAAGAGUCACACAGGCCACUGGAGUUCAGUACCCUAACAUCAAACUCAGAACUAGGCUGCAUGGGAGGCCAAAUGACGUCUGCACACGCUUUUGGAAUGACACUGGGCGGUGGAAGGACUAUUAGAACUCAGAAGAAUAGUUAAUAAAUCCAGUAUUAUUCAGUUGCAAGAACUGGCCUCUCUUUGCCUCGCCAACUGCUCCUGAUUCUGGGCUCCCUAUGGAGGGACAAGAGGGUGUGCUUGCUUCCUGUGAAGGUUCUGCCUUCUGUCAGCCUCCAUCCCUGCCUGUUCCACCGUGCGCUGUGGCCGCCUCCUGAAGGAAGGACUCAGGUACUGCUUCCAACUGAGCUGGUGGGACCAGGGCCCUGAGACCAGGGCAGCUCUCCGGGUGGGGCUG